This is a messenger RNA of Nicrophorus vespilloides, 2261 nucleotides long. RefSeq names its product aminoacylase-1-like. Gene Ontology annotation, cellular component: cytoplasm. The transcript is spliced from 5 exons. NCBI's taxonomy places the organism in Eukaryota, Metazoa, Arthropoda, Insecta, Coleoptera, Silphidae. Gene Ontology annotation, biological process: amino acid metabolic process. The record is from RefSeq and is a predicted model, not a curated record. Bases 641 to 1984 code for a protein of 447 amino acids. Gene Ontology annotation, molecular function: aminoacylase activity.
UUAGUUUAAAAAUGACCCAGAAGGAUAAGAUGUUUAAUAUUUAGAUACAUUUGGUAAGUAAAGAGAACUGCAGAGUUUUGCAGAUCAUCUCAGGAGACUUUGAAGUGAAGAAGGAUUUGGGCUGAGACUCAGUACAAUAAGACAAUCAUCAGAUUUGGACUUAGUUUAAAAAUGACCCAGAAUGAUAAGAUGUUUAAUAUUUGGAUAAAUUUGUGUUUGAAUUGGAGCUGAAGAAACAUUGUUCAAUUUUGGGAACAUCUUCAAGGAUUUCAUCGAUGACGUUCCGAUGGAUGGAUGGAUGGAUGGAUGGGUGACAAGGAGGAGAAUAGGAAGUUGGGGAAAAUCGAUCGGGGGAUGAUGGCGCGCAGGACCUUCCCCAAACCGCUCGGAUCGAACGCACAGUGAGAAGCCCUCGCCCUGCAUCGCAACAGCGUUUUCAGCACAUUGAUUACGAGAAAGGAGUUGGGAGAGCCAUAAUAAUCUACCUACAAACAUCAAUCGAGAACAACAGCUUUUCUUUAUAUCUCUCUCUCUCAACCAUUUGCGAAACAAUCGACUUCCGGGUUUUUUAGGAAGUCGUUGUAGUUUAUCUUCUCUGGAUAAGGCGGCUGUGGUGGUGGUGGUGGGGAAUUUUUUAGAUAUGGUUUUGGGACCGUUUAAAGGGGGCCGCGAGGGUAAAACGGCCGCAAUGGUGGCGCGAACCCCGUCCACUUUCGAAAUUCGCACCGAUCUGUUUACGGUGGAGAACCGGAAGAUGUCGGACGGCGUCCAGACCCAACAAACAGCUGACUUCGAUGCUCUGGCCGUCAAGAAUUUCAGGGAGUAUUUGCGCAUUCCCAGCGUCCAUCCGAACAUCAAUUACGAUGAUUGCAUCAAGUUCCUCGAAGGACAAGCGAUUGGUAUGGGUCUUCCCUACAAGGUUUACCAUACAGCAGCCACCAAGCCUGUGUUUAUCAUGACCUGGGAGGGUACAGAACCGAAUGCGCCGAGCGUGAUGUUGAACAGCCACAUGGACGUUGUUCCCGUCUUCGAGGAGAACUGGACGCAUAAACCCUUCGGCGCAGAGAUGGACGCGGAUGGUAAGAUUUACGCCCGCGGCGCCCAAGACAUGAAGUGCGUCGGCAUCCAAUACCUGGAAACUAUCAGACGUCUGAAGACCACCGGAAUUCGUCUAAAGAGGACCAUCCAUUGCAUCUUCGUCCCCGACGAGGAGAUGGGCGGAAUCGAGGGUAUGCGUAGGUUCGUGAAGACGGACUUUUUCAAAUCUUUGAACGUCGGCUUCGCUUUGGACGAGGGCAUGACCAGUGAGACGGACGAAUUUCUCCUGUACUACGGAGAGAGAACAGUUUGGACCGUAGUGUUCAGGUGUCCGGGACAAACGGGACACGGAUCUCUGUUGCUCGAUAAUACAGCCGCAGAGAAGAUGCGACACCUUCUCGACCGGAUCUACGAUUUUCGCGAGAAGGAGAAGCAAAAGUUGGAGAACAAUCCGGAGAUGACCAUCGGCGAUGUCACGACCGUAAAUGUCACCAUCAUGCAGGGUGGAGUACAAUCAAACGUGCUUCCUGCAGAGUUCGUAGUCACGAUGGACUGUCGUAUUCCUGUUACUGUUGAUCACGAGAAAUGGUUUGAAACUCUGCAGCGUUGGUGCAAAGAAGCUGGAAAGGAUGUAGCCAUGGAGAAUAGACCAUUGGCUCCUCUAGUUCAACCCACUAAAUUGGAUGAAUCCAACAAGUACUGGAUGACUUUCAAGAGCACCAUAGACAAGCUCGGUUUGAAGAUGACCCCGCGCAUCUUCCCAGGAGGAACGGACAGCCGUUACCUGAGGCAACUCGGGAUCCCCGCCCUCGGUUUCUCACCCAUCAACAAUACACCUGUCCUUUUGCACGACGACGACGAAUACUUGAACGCCGACGUCUUCCUCAAAGGCAUCGAGAUCUACUGCAAACUCGUCUCAGCUAUAUCCAACGUCGAUUCCGACUAGGAUCAAUAAUAAUUGCCAAUGAUCAGAAAGUGCUGAAUGCACACAAACACACACACAUCAUAAUGUAUGCAAUUGUUAUUAAUCUAUCUAUCUUUUUAGAAUGAGUGGCAAUUGGAUGUAUUAUAAACAUAUAUAUAUUAAGAAAAAGGUGAAUUGGAAACUGGGGGAACACAAAUUGAUUAAGAAUAAUAUUGUAUUGGAUUUAAUGGUGGAAGAGGAUUACUUGAUUAUUUUACCACUCGUUCUGUUCUGAAUUAUACACGUGAAGGAUCAAAAA